Molecule: messenger RNA, 925 nt
Organism: Gossypium raimondii (Peruvian cotton)
Lineage: Eukaryota; Viridiplantae; Streptophyta; Magnoliopsida; Malvales; Malvaceae
Exons: 3
Coding region: 277-732 (151 amino acids)
Source: RefSeq, a predicted model, not a curated record
UUUUGUUUGAAAGGUUAAACCAUUGUUGUUAAUGGCUUCACCAUGGCGAUUUAUUAGAGCUAUAAAUUAUUCUCUCUCUCAUAUGAUUUUGCAAAGCCGAUGAAAAUAAAAAGCCCUUCUUUUUGGGACCCAUUUCUCCCUAUCAAUCCUUCCUCGUUUAAGGAAUAAUAAUCUCUCAGAUGAGUCAAGCCAUGGCAGCCAUCAUUCACCUUCUUUUCCAUUAAUCAAUUUUCUCACCCAUUUUUCCUUCUCAUUUUCUUCAUUGAGUUUCGAAUUAUGGCAACUGAGAAUCAUAUUGAGGAAAAUUCAAAUGGUUGGCCACUUGGGCUGCAAAUAAUGGGCAUGAGGCUUCGAUUACAAGAAAGAUUACAACAUCAGGUUUCGGCUCCGCCAGUUCAACCAUACUAUUUGCACAUUCCUUCAAGUAGCUUUUCCUCGCUCUCCUCCUCCAACCUCGAUACCGAGUCUUCGGCAUCAUUUUUCCAAGACAACAGCGUAUCUCUAGGGAAGUUAAUCGGAUUUAGACAACAGGAGAGAGGAUCAAAGCAUUUUCGUAACGCAAUCAACGGUGGAGAGAAUAUCCGGAUGCCAAUAAAAGCUACUUGUCGGGAUGUCUCUCGACGGCGACAACAAAGUGCCGAUAUGAGCCAAGGAAUUUGCAUUCCUCUUAUACUAGCUGCACUUGUAAAGAUCAACAAAAGCAAAAGCAAGUCGAAGCCAUUGGAUGUUUGAGGGUUGAAUCGUAGCCAUUGACUUUAGUGUUUAAGCUUUUGUUUUUAGUAAUUUUUGGUUAUGGGGGUUAUAAAUUGAUUCAUAAAUAAUUGAACCAAAUUUGAACUCUUUGGGAAUUAGCUUACCAGUACGGAUGUCUCGUGUAUAAACCCGAAACUUUUAUAAUGAAAAUUGUACUCUAAUAGCAACUCAA